GAUACUCUCCAGGCGCCUGUCACAUGAGCCGUGCGCCGGCUCCGCUCCCCCUCCUCCCCAGCUGGGCUGUGUGAAUGAAGCUCUGCCGGCUACGUGGGGCGCUAGUUCAACUUGGUGUCCUGGACGCCAGAGCAGACCGAGCGCGUUGCCCACCGGCAGCGGACACGGGCACAGCGGCUCCUGACCUUAGUGACAGAACAAAUCAGUUGCCUGGAGUUCCAAGUGAAGUUGUGCGUCUGCUCGUGUGAUAACGUCAGUGGAAGCUGCCCCGAAUUUGGAGCUUUAGCAUCUUGCAGAAAGGACCACACAACUGCAUUUCUAUCAACUCUCCCUACAAAACUGAGGGGCUCUGGGAAACUGAGCCUGUGUGACCCCAGCCUGGGAGAAGAUAGUAUCAAGAUGGCCAUGUGGCAGGGAGCAAUGGAUAACAGAGGCUUUCGGCAGGGGAGUUUUAGCAGCUUCCGCAGCAGCUCCAGUGAUGAGGACUUGAUGGACAUUCCAGGGACAGCUAUGGAUUUCUCCAUGAGAGAUGAUGUUCCUCCCUUAGACCGAGAAGUAGAAGAGGACAAGUCAUACAAUGGUGGAGGAAUAGGUUCUUCAUAUAGAAUCAUGGACUUCUUGGAGGAGCCAAUUCCUGGUGUAGGGACCUAUGAUGAUUUCAAUACAAUUGAUUGGGUGAGAGAGAAGUCUCGAGACCGGGAUAGGCACCGAGAGAUUACCAAUAAAAGCAAAGAGUCAACAUGGGCCUUAAUUCACAGUGUGAGUGAUGCUUUUUCUGGCUGGUUGUUGAUGCUCCUUAUUGGGCUUUUAUCAGGUUCUUUAGCUGGUUUGAUAGACAUCUCUGCUCACUGGAUGACAGACUUAAAAGAAGGUAUAUGCACAGGGGGAUUUUGGUUUAACCAUGAGCAUUGUUGCUGGAACUCUGAACAUGUUACCUUUGAAGACAGAGACAAAUGCCCAGAGUGGAAUAGCUGGUCCCAGCUUAUCAUCAGCACGGAUGAGGGAGCCUUUGCCUACAUAGUCAAUUAUUUCCUGUACGUCCUCUGGGCUCUUCUGUUUGCCUUCCUUGCCGUAUCUCUUGUCAAGGUGUUCGCUCCUUAUGCCUGUGGCUCUGGAAUCCCUGAGAUAAAAACUAUCUUGAGUGGUUUCAUUAUUAGGGGCUAUUUGGGUAAGUGGACCCUGGUUAUCAAAACCAUCACUUUGGUGCUGGCAGUGUCAUCUGGCUUGAGCCUGGGCAAAGAGGGCCCCCUAGUGCACGUGGCUUGCUGCUGUGGGAACAUCCUAUGCCACUGCUUCAACAAAUACAGAAAGAAUGAAGCCAAGCGCAGAGAGGUCUUGUCAGCUGCAGCAGCAGCUGGUGUAUCUGUAGCCUUUGGGGCACCUAUUGGCGGAGUAUUAUUCAGCCUUGAAGAGGUCAGCUACUAUUUUCCCCUCAAAACAUUAUGGCGUUCCUUCUUUGCUGCCUUGGUGGCAGCAUUUACUCUGCGCUCCAUCAAUCCUUUUGGGAACAGCCGCCUGGUUCUGUUUUAUGUGGAGUUUCACACCCCAUGGCAUCUCUUUGAGCUUGUGCCAUUCAUCUUACUGGGCAUAUUUGGUGGUUUGUGGGGAGCUCUGUUUAUUCGCACAAACAUUGCUUGGUGUCGGAAGCGAAAGACCACUCAGUUGGGCAAGUAUCCUGUCGUAGAGGUACUUGUCGUGACAGCCAUCACUGCCAUCCUGGCUUUUCCCAAUGAAUACACCCGUAUGAGUACAAGCGAGCUCAUUUCUGAGCUGUUUAAUGACUGUGGCCUUCUGGACUCCUCCAAGCUCUGUGAUUAUGAGAACCGCUUCAACACAAGCAAGGGGGGUGAACUGCCUGACAGACCAGCUGGCAUGGGAGUCUACAGUGCAAUGUGGCAGCUGGCUUUGACACUCAUACUGAAAAUUGUCAUUACUAUAUUCACCUUUGGCAUGAAGAUCCCUUCUGGCCUCUUUAUCCCUAGCAUGGCUGUUGGUGCUAUAGCAGGUCGACUUCUAGGAGUAGGAAUGGAACAACUGGCUUAUUACCACCAUGACUGGGCCAUCUUCAAUAGCUGGUGUAGUCAGGGAGCUGAUUGCAUCACCCCUGGCCUUUAUGCAAUGGUUGGGGCUGCAGCCUGCUUAGGUGGGGUAACUCGGAUGACUGUUUCUCUUGUUGUCAUAAUGUUUGAACUGACUGGUGGCUUGGAAUACAUCGUGCCUCUGAUGGCUGCAGCCAUGACAAGCAAGUGGGUGGCAGAUGCUCUUGGGCGAGAGGGCAUCUAUGAUGCCCAUAUCCGUCUCAAUGGAUACCCCUUUCUUGAAGCCAAAGAAGAGUUUGCUCAUAAGACCCUGGCAAUGGAUGUGAUGAAACCCCGGAGAAAUGAUCCUUUGUUGACUGUCCUUACUCAAGACAGUAUGACUGUGGAAGAUGUAGAGACCAUAAUCAGUGAAACUACAUACAGUGGCUUUCCAGUGGUGGUGUCCCGGGAGUCCCAAAGACUUGUAGGCUUUGUCCUCCGAAGAGAUCUCAUUAUUUCAAUUGAAAAUGCCCGAAAGAAACAGGAUGGGGUUGUGAGCACUUCCAUCAUUUACUUCACUGAGCAUUCUCCUCCAAUGCCACCAUAUACUCCACCCACUCUGAAGCUUCGGAACAUCCUGGAUCUCAGCCCCUUCACUGUGACUGACCUUACACCCAUGGAGAUCGUAGUGGAUAUCUUCCGCAAGCUGGGACUGCGGCAGUGCCUGGUUACCCACAACGGGCGAUUGCUUGGAAUCAUUACCAAAAAGGAUGUGUUAAAGCAUAUAGCACAGAUGGCGAACCAAGAUCCUGAUUCCAUUCUCUUCAACUAGAAUCAUAGGGUUGCUCUGGAUAUGAAACAGGAAGGACAUUGCAGACCAUGGAUAUAUUUUGUUAACUGGGUACCCAAAACACAUUUCCCAUAUUUGGAUGGUGAAGUCAUAUUGUGUGUUGUCUCUUUCCUACAAGUCAACCAGUUGCACUACAUAAUCUCUGGAAAUUAAUCUUCUCCUUAGGAGAAAAUACAGUUAGGCUUCUGUGAUAUUGCAUUAGAAAGAUUUCAUGAAAGAGUAAACAAGAUUGCUAUGGUUUAAUUCUAUUUGUUUUUUUUAAAUAUUUUUUUAAUUUAAAAAUUGUUAGCCAAUAUGCAAUCACUGAAAACUAUGCAAGAAAAUUCCAACCGUCCUGACCUAUUGCCUGCAGGAAACUGAUGAAAAAGUCACUUAUUUUGAGAUCUAACUGUCAUUGGUGGAAGAUGAAGUUUGUAAAUUAAGGGGCUUUGCUUUUCAAACCACAGAAAGGAAAGCCAGAAGGAAAAUAGUAAUGGUGUUUCUAGACUGUGAAGAUUCAGUUCAAAUGUUAUUCUUGUUCCUGUUACAAUAUUUAGCAUUAUUAGUUUGUUAUGUAUGUAUGUAUAUGUUAAUUUUAAUUUCUGAUUAGAAGACAAUGCUGCUUUGGUUAAUCUCUCCUAAGUGAAUUUAGAGAGGUUGACUUUUAUAGCUUGCUUGUUCCUGGUACUCUUUUGAAGUGCACAAAGAUAAGUUAUAGAGCUUUCUCCUUGUCUGCAAAAAGGGUAAUUUUCCAGAUGAUAUUUGUUAGCUAGUAGACAAGGACUUUGCCACGAAUUUGUUAGUAGCAAGGAAUGAUUUCUUCCAACUUCCUUGAAGUGAAUGAUUAGUAAAGUUCUAAGCAGUCAAUGACUAGGAAUUUUGCAUUUUUGUGAAGUCCUAAGUAAUCCUCUUACCCAGAUGCCACCUCCAUGAAUGAUGGUGCUUUAGGCUUCUGGAAUAUGUAAGAAUAGUAAAGGGAACUGCAUACUGGUAAACCAGGGAAGAUUCAGAGCUGCAUCUGCAUCCUCAUGCAUUCCUUUGUAAAGACCACCAGUACUGAAAUAACUGGACACUCAUUGCACCUCCCAGCGUUAAGUAUGUAUAACAGGCCAGUGUUGUCCCUGUGAGCAUGAAUUAAGCUUGGGAUACUUUAAAAUAUAUUCAAGGUGUUGGAACAGGAUAGGCAGCUGUGACUCCCUUGAGGGUCCUUAGAAUUCUAAAUAAAAUGCAGAGCCAUCCUAAGACCCAGGGUCAUGGACAAGGCCUGGUGACACCAAAGGUGCUUAUGUCUCAAUUUUCCACCACCUUUAUUGCAGUUUAAAAAAAAAAAUCACACUAUAGGGACACCUGGUGGAAUUAAAGAGCCACCACCAUCAUUCCAACCACUAUUUCAUUUUCUAUAGUUUUAUCCAUGUGCAAUGUACUCACCUCCAUUCUGUUCCCCUUCCUACUCCUUAGUACUGAAUCCUCUCUUUGGGAUUGAGCACUAUGCCUGGUUAAUCAUUCCUAUUACAAAAAAUAACUCCCAGGGCUAGUUAAAUUGUAAACCAAGACUCGGCAGUCUUACGGUAGCCCAGAGGUGACACACAGCCCUUUUCUUUGUCAUGUGGCCCAGUUGCUGCUGCCAUACCUCCAUCUCUGCACUGGAUGGCAUGGCAGUGGGACUUCACUGCCAGAGGUGAGAGUUCAGCCUGGCUCAUUUUACAAAUCUGUUCCCAGCACUUCCCACCAUCUUUCUAGCCCCAAAUCAGCAGUCACUUGGCAUAUCCCACCCCACCCUACCCCUACCAACCCUCCAUCCCACCAAACACCUCAGUAUACCUCAUUUAAAAGUUGCCAGUCCCUGAUUCUAGGACUUUUUACCCCUAGUUCUUGUCUUUCCAAAAUCUGGAAUCCUUUUAUUGCUCAGAACGGGAUAGCCAAGGCUUAUUUCAUUUUUAUCAUUAAAAUAUCAAGGCAGUCACCAGAGUUUCUCCUUGUGAAUAUAUCACUCUAGCAUUUUAAUGAAAAGGAAAAUAAAGCUCUCUAGGGUACAUUAUAUCAUAGUCAUGGCUCGGUAACUUUACAUCUUUUGUCCUUUCCAUGCCACUGACUCCUUCAUAUGAGAUGAGACGAUUUGCUUGACCACCCUGUAUAUUGUGUAGAAAUCAAAGUUCUUAUCUGUAUAUUUCUGGUUCAAUACCUGUCUUAUUAGCUAUCCUUCCCCACUAAAGUUUGCAAAACAGGAAAUGUUACUAUUUCUGGUAUUUGAUGGCAAUGAUAAGUCUGGUCAUAUUUCAUAGUGCAGCAGCAAUAUGGAGGGUAUUUGCCUUUGUGUUUCUCCUAGGCUCUGUUCUUAAUUAUAGACAGAUGAGCCAGUGUUAAGGUGCUACUUCAGAGAAUAAAUUUCAAGAAACCAGAUAACACUGUGCCAAGGUAUACUUUGUAGAUGCUAAGCACCGAUUGGCCCUCCAGAGAAUGACAGUAUCCCCUUGAUACCUCACUCCUGAUAAAUCUUAUUCAUUAACCUCAGCUUCUCAGGAAUCGUUGUAGUGCAUACGCUAGAAGUAGCUAUAGUGUAUGGUAUCCACUGUAUGUCCAAUCAUAUGGUUUGGCUCAAAGGUUGGCUAAUUGUGGCUAGAGUUCUGUACUAGACUGCUAGCUCAGCACCUUGACAUUCAGAGUUCCUUAUCUCGAGGUAAAGGAAAAUGUUUUCUGCCAUUGCCAGUUUAGCAGUUGGACAUACUUAAGCAACAAACACAGCCAGUAUAGAGAGGUCUGUCAGUAGUCUCAAAUGGCCACAUACCUCAAUGGCAAAAGACUGGAUAGUUUGUGAUUUAAAACUUAAUGAGUUGAGACUAGACUAUUUGGGUAUGAAAAAAGAAAAUUGCCUGAUACAAGGAAAGGGUUUACAAAAGAAUGCCAGAAUGCUUCAAAGAAUUAGGAUUUUCUAGGGAAAAAUAUCUGGUAGACAUCCAGCCAUGAAAGGAGUGAGAGUCUAUAGAUUUGUAAAAAUCUAACUGCUAUAUUUUGCACCUUCAGUUCUUCAAUUUGAAGAAUUUAAAGAAGCUGAAACAGUUAAUGCAUGAUUAGUUAUGUUGGAGGGAAAAAGCAGGGGACUGAUAAUGCAAAAUAAUGGCAACUUUAAAGAUAAUUUCUAAUUGGAUGUUUGAUUAGAAACAUAUUCCAGUGCUCUCCUCUUUCUCUGGCCCCAGCAUCCUGGCUCAGCCCAGCUGUGGAGUAGAGGUGGUAUGAUCCACAAAACAGAUGUCCUCUGGUGGAUAAUCUGACAUUGACGAUACUUUAAAUUUGCCAUCUGGUUGGAGCAAACGAUUAAUUUGCUGAUUGAACUACAAAGCAAUUCAAUUGUUUUGGCACCAAAGGCUGAAUCUAAACCCUUUACAGGAAGAGCAGAGCACAGGAUACAUUUCUCUAGUUGGUCUUCAAUUCUGUUUGAACAUGAGAAUGAUAAAGUAAUGGGGGCUUAGUGUGGUCUAAGGCUAUGAAGUAAUCCAUAACCAAGAUCUUAUGAAUCCAUUCAGGUGUGAGGGGAGCAAAUAUGUUUUCAAAAAUUAGCAUGCAAUAAAGUUCAUUGUGGAAAUUAACCAUUGCUAUAUGUUUUAAGUAGUUCAAUCACCUGUUGAGGUUGGGUCUUGAUUUUGAUUUGUUUUGUUAGAUGAUGAGUAGGAAGGUGUACUUGUUACCCCACACUAUCUUUUGUUUUUGUUUUUUGAAAAAUGAACAGUGUAAUUUUUGAAGUUGAGUUUUUAAUAAUGAUAUUGAAGACAAUGUUGAGAAUUUGAAAUGGCCAGUAUGUUUUAUAUUCCCAAAGUACUUACUGAUAACUGACCACAUUGUAUUGUGAGGAACUGGUUUCCCUUCACUGGAUCAUAGCCAGAUGCAGGCUACUUAUCAUUUCAGAGAAAGCAGGAGAAUGUCUUUUGUGGUAGCAUGUAGGUAUUGAGCUCUUAAAAUCCCUGAGAAAAAUUAGGAAUUUAGAAUGUAAAUGGGAGAUAGAAUAUUGAGUCCUUAAAAAAAAUAGAUGUCUAAAUAUGUGGUCUGAACUUAAGUGUCCUAAAACCUUGAUUUUUUUUAAACCACCUCUGGGAUUGCCUGGGUUCCCGUUGGGGAGGAAAUUGAAAAUUAUGGCUAUGGAAGAUCCCUUGUAAGAAAAUAUACGAAUGGUGUAAGUUGGUGGAAGGAAAGCCAUCCCAUGCCCCCAUGCCACACAUCUUGGCAUUUAUAAACUGCUUGAUCAUGUGCCUUAAGGGGAGAAAAAGUCAAGUAAUCCCCCAAAGGCCAGGAUUUCUAAGCAAACUAGUGGUUAAAAGCAAUGUUCAGCCCAAGGGAAGUCUAGUUUUAUGGAAGGGGCUGACCCAAGAUAUCUGCUCGGGAAGGAAUGUAGCAUCAUCUGUUGCCAUUUCCUAAAUGAUAAGCUUUAGUUAGAUUGCCCUGCAUUGUGAUAGCAAAUUUUUAAAAAUCUAUAUUUUUAGCCUUCUAGUGUGUCCUUAUUAUAUAUUGAAAAUAAAAAGGUGAAAGUUCCUCAGAUCACAGCUGAGGAGCUGUGUAAAUGUGAAGUUCAGUCAGUGUAGUGGACCUGGGGUGAUCACCGAAAUUUGUUGUACUUCAGUUUCAGUUGUUUGCUUCAAGAAGAGAAUUUCUGAGAAUAGUAGGUGCUAGCAACUUUAAGUUAUUCCCCAAAUAUUUUCUGGCCACAUUCUCAUUUCAGAACAUCUGGAUCCAGGCAAAGUUUUGAAUAGAUGUAGGGAACAAAAUUGGUUUUUCCAUGGUAUAGUCAGAUUUUGCCAGAUCGCCCAAGAAAGUAAGUAUAUGAUGUGUGGAGUGAAUGUUUCUUGGAUGGAACCUAUCAGGUUGCCCAGCCCAAUCUUGUAGUCAUAAAUUCCUACCUCUAAGUUCCUGCCAAAGGGUCUUCAGCCUCUGUGUGCACACUUGUUGAGUGAAUGCCUUGCCUAAAGUUUGGCCUUUUGAGGAGAAACAGCAUGUUAUGAUAUAAAAAAUAUGAGGGUUUAACAAGAUCUCUGCCUCUCCUUCCCUCUCCCUCUCCUCCGUCCCACCUCACUCUCUGUCUCUGUCUCUUUCUCUUCCCCUGCCGUGCUCUGGAUUCAGAUUUCUCUCAGUUUUUACAGGCAUAUUGUUUUGACUAUGGACCUCAGGGGAGAGAGGGGAUAGUUCUGAGAACAGAGAAUGAAAGAUCCUUCUGAGUUGAUGGAGCCAACAGGGCUUUGCUCCUCUGGAAGGGCUAAAGCCAGUGCUACUUGUCAGGAAUGUUGAGGGCUUUAGCAUCUCAAGGCAGAUAUAUGAAGUAUUCAUUGCUAAACCUCAUUAUCUACUAGUCUAAAUCUGUUGGAAUUCAAGGGCAGUCUAGGGUUUGGUGACUGAAAUGCCAUCUGACAAGAAGGGGAAGAAUGUGUGGCCUGAGAUGGGAAGGUUCUGACUCAGUGUCAUAUUGGGAGUACCUCAAACUGUAUGGCCCUAGAAAAGCACUCCUUUUCCUUCCUCCACUUUACCUUGUCCCUACUUCUCCCUCCUUUCUCUCCCAUGGUCCUGCCUUUUUAGUACUGGGCUUUUUAUAUAAGUAUAUAUUUAGUUUUUUAUUAUAUAUUUGGUCCUUUGGGACUGUAUAAUGAUUAAGAAUUUAUUCCACUCAAGAAAAAAAUGAUGUUUAAUGUUUUGUUCUCUUAAAAUGUCUUUUGAAGCUAUGCUGCUAACCAGGUACAGGCCAGAAAGAGAGUGGGCCUGACAGCACCUUGGUCACGUCAGCUAAGGGGGACAAUGAUGUCAUGUUGGUAACUUCUUCAUUUGACCAAGGCCAGCCUCCUGCUCUUACCUCUGCCCAUUCAUUUCUGGCUGUGGGAAAACUACCACCUGUUGGGUGAGCCGAUGAGACCAGGAGAUCAGGGGGCCAGUUCUAGCCUAUGGGCCACUAUGUGAAUAUCUCUGUAAUAAGCUUGUUUGCAGGGCCGGCUCCAACUGCAGUAGCCAAAGAAAACUUGUCUGACUCAACAUUUUAAUUCCUGAGAGUUGGUGAAAGUUCAACCGAAGCUAAUGUCUACACAUCGGCAGUAGGUAGGCAUCCAGAAACUAGGUUCAACCAAAGCUAAUAGAGCCCAAGUUUCCACAGGAAGCUUGGUGCUGAGCUGUUCAGAGCACAUCUGAGUGUUGUCAGCCCUUAGCUGUGCUUCCUUAGCUUUAAUUCUCGCCUCUUCCUAGGCACAGCCUGAACCAGAGCUGUGGCUCACUGCUCACUUUGCUCUGCUCCCUGGUGGUGCGGAGCAACAUAGUCUAAAAAAGGUAGACGUGGACUGGGAGUUCGGAGACCUGGUUUCUAUUCCCUAUGCUUCUACUAACUAGCCUUGAGAUCUUAACCGCUCUGUGCCUCAGUGUUCCCAUCUGCAAAUGGGGAUAGUGUUAAUUGCCCUACCUACCUCACAGGGUUGUUGUGAGGAUAAACUGAGACAAUGAAUGGAAAGUACUUUGACAAGUAAGUGCUAUGCAAAUUGUAAGAAAUGGAAACAAUCGUGUUAAAGGCAACAGAAUGGACAAUGGCAGAAGGGUUAAUGGGAUCAUCCAGCCCUUUCUCUGUGUGGCUUAAACCCAGGUUGCCAUUGCUUUAUACAUUUUCACUUAGCACAGAUUUGUAAUUAUGCAUGUAAUAAAGCACAGCUUUAUCCAA
Lemur catta (Ring-tailed lemur) is the source of this 9520-nucleotide messenger RNA. It is a transcript of the gene CLCN5, whose product is annotated as chloride voltage-gated channel 5. Bases 400 to 2850 code for a protein of 816 amino acids. Lineage: Eukaryota; Metazoa; Chordata; Mammalia; Primates; Lemuridae. Gene Ontology annotation, cellular component: early endosome; synaptic vesicle; Golgi apparatus. The record is from RefSeq and is a predicted model, not a curated record. Gene Ontology annotation, biological process: chloride transport; transmembrane transport. Gene Ontology annotation, molecular function: voltage-gated chloride channel activity. The transcript is spliced from 15 exons.